AUGAUGAUUGAGAUUUUCAUGUUUUACUCAGAUAUUCUGAGAGAUAGGAGCGGGACCCGAGUGGCCGAGCCCCUGGCGGACGCUCCAGGUGGGGAAAACGCUGGAGGAGAGGCGCCCCCUCGUCUCUUCUCGGACCGAGCCCGCCCCGCUCCCCAGCGGCCAGGUCCACUUGUUAGAGCGCCCGGGCUCUGCGCGCCAGCCGAGGCGAGGCCCCCGCCCCCGGCCCUUCAGAACCGGAGGAGUUGGUUGGCAAAAGUGUCGCCCAAGAAGCCUAGUGAGCAGGGCAGCGCCCCCAGGGCCCGCUGA
Molecule: messenger RNA, 306 nt
Organism: Rangifer tarandus platyrhynchus (Svalbard reindeer)
Lineage: Eukaryota; Metazoa; Chordata; Mammalia; Artiodactyla; Cervidae
Source: the annotation of a GenBank genome assembly